AUGAACUUCUGUUGUCUUUGUAAUACUUGCUUACGUCCAAGUCAAGCUUCACCGAUUGACACAAUAAGCAACAAUAGGAAUUUUACUUCGACAUCGUCAAUGAACACACAGGUGAAAUGUAUGCAGGAUGAUAGGAUUGAAGAUAUCGAAGAUACAUGGGAGGAAACUGUAAGGAAUUCAAAUGCCGAAGAAGGAUAUCAAAUGAUAUGUUGUGACAAUCCAGUUGUGUGCUGCAUUUGCUUGGCCGUCACUUUUGGUUUUCUAUUUACUGUAGCUAUUGGUUCUGUAUUUAUUUUUGCCGCACCACAUACAACUACCUUAUCACCAUCAACGACGACUGCUACAACAGCAACAUCAGCGACGACUACAACAACGACAUCAUCAACGACAACUACAACAACAGCAACAUCAACGACGACUGCUACGAGCACAACAUCAACGACAACGACGACAACAACGUCAACGACGUCAACGACGACAACAACAUCUACGACGACUACAACAGCGACAACAUCAACGUCGACUGCUACCACAACUACAUCAACAACUUCAACUUCGGCAACAAGCACUACAACUACUACGAUUUCGACAACUUCAGCAACAAGUACGACAUCAAUCACAAGUUCAACAUCAUCAACCACAAGUUCAACAUCAACAUCCACAAGUUCAACAUCAACAACAACAACAACAACACCAUCGUGUCUCAGUGUUUACAAUCCUCCGGGACAAAUCUUCACUUUGUCGUCGUCAAAUGCGUCGACCACGUAUACACAUUACACUUAUGGCUUCACGGCAAAUGAAUCUUCAUCAACUCUAUCGUUUAUAGCAUCGGGUGAUGCUGGAGGGCCUGCUAAUUCCUAUUGGUUAUUAGAUGAUAUAUCUGUGAAUGAUAUGAACACAAGUACAAAUGUUCUCACUAAUGGUGAUUUUGAAACGGGAGACUUAUCUGGCUGGUCACAGUUUUGUAACAACGAUGUCAAUUGUAAAUCAACUAAUUAUUAUGCUCAUACGAUAACAAAUUCAUGCUAUUCAGGGAAUUUUUGCGUUUACGAUUCGUGUGGAAAUUAUGAUUAUCUAUUUCAGUCGUUUUCUACUGUGAUUGGAAAUUAUUAUUUAAUAUCGUAUUAUCUCAGAUGUGGUGCUACUAGAGGAGCUAGGCGAAUAUAUGCCACAUUAACUUGA
Molecule: messenger RNA, 1182 nt
Organism: Adineta ricciae
Lineage: Eukaryota; Metazoa; Rotifera; Eurotatoria; Adinetida; Adinetidae
Source: the annotation of a GenBank genome assembly